Molecule: messenger RNA, 2500 nt
Organism: Didymodactylos carnosus
Lineage: Eukaryota; Metazoa; Rotifera; Eurotatoria; Philodinida; Philodinidae
Source: the annotation of a GenBank genome assembly
AUGCGUGAGAAAAGGAGUGGUUGCGGUAUAUUGAAGGUCACUGCUUUUGCGGCAUUUCCGGUGAGAGAUUAUAUGAAAACAUAUAAAUAUCAAUAUGAUUAUCAACAAAAAUUUGCAUUAAUUCCAGUUACACUACGGCCGUCGAUGGCAUUUGAACUACAGUUAGCAGUCGUUCCACCAUCAACAGCACCCGUUCAACUACACCAUGGAUCAAACACGCCAUCCAUGUAUGAUGAUUUAAAUAUAGUCCACAGACAUCUGGAUCUGUUAGACCAGAGGGAAGCGAUGCGAGCUUACCAGUCUGUUUCUAAUCGAUCUAUGUGGAAAUCAGAGCUUGGUAAGUAGUUCUGCGACAGAAAAGAUAUAUACCAAACCAUCUGGAAAGAACAGCCAAAAAAGUUGAAAUUCCGUAACGGUCACUUUUAUUUGAUUUUAUCUGACAGCGAUAAUUUGGUAAUUCCUGGAUCUGAUUAUUAAACAUCAUAUCAAUCUCGAUAUCGUAAAUUAGAGACACACCGACGUAAAAAUCAGAUGCGUGGAGCUUGCAGCUAUAAUUCUAGCUCGAUGUCCGACGUAACUUAAAUGAAUGUCACGCGAUAAUGUGCUUCUUAGCUUCUUAUUUUUCCGUUCCAGGAGAUAGUUUUGUAAUAUAGUUCAAGUUUUAAACCUCAUAUACUUUUAUUUUUAAACUCUUUAUUUUCAGUUCUAAAUAUCUCACAAAAUAGUUAUUUUACAGCAAACGGUAGUCUUUACGGUAGCAAACAGAAAAUCCAAUAUAUUUUACUUUAAAAUUUACAACAAAAAAAAUGGAUGCCAAUAAAAGGUUUAAGAGAAAAAUUCAAACACAACAAAAACUACAAUGCCAGAAAUAUAAUCCAAAUUAUAUAGUUCUUGAAUUAGCAGACGAGCUAAACUACAGUAUCAUUGUUGCUUCUUUUUGUCAACGAAACAAAUAUAUAUAGUAAAACAAUUUUUUAUCGGCUAAAACGAAAAAUACUGUAAAACGCUUUUGCUCGAAAAAUGACUGGCUUUGUGGAUGUCUAGUUAGCAAAGAAACAUCACAUUAAUCGCCGGAAAAAUAUGCUUAUGGUCUUGACUAUGUUUUUACAUACUUUGUAAACAAUGCUUGGUGCCAUGACUGGUAUGACUAGUUUUCUAAACUUUUAAAACAAUAGACCAUUUACGUUUAUUGAGAUUGAUGGUUUAAGGGUACUCUUCUUUGAUCCUUGUGGAAAUCGGAGAAGUCGAUGUCGGAUCGGUGUGAAAUUUAUACUAGACACAGAACAUCGAAAAAAUCGAUGUAUUUUUGCCCAGAAUUUUCUGACAUGUUCUUCUAUGGGUUUUCUGGAAAACUCUAGUUUCAUUGGCACACAUUACAACCCCAAAAAAUGGUCCGAUCGGGCUCAAAAUUUUACCACAGAUGCUUUAGACCCUAUCUCAGGAUGUCAAUUUUUCUUUUCAAAAAACAAGCUUUUCUUCUUGAGAUAUAUAUUCGAAAAAUACUAAAAGUCUUGUAUAAAAAACCGGUUUUUAUUUUGAAAACCUUCUCGCGGCUAAAGUUGAAAUCAAAAACGCUUGAAAAAAUUUGCAUGCUAAGAUAGUGUCUGAAGUAUCUGUGGUAAACGUUUGAGCUCGAUCGAGGGGUCGUAAUUUGACCCGAUUGAAGGAACUAUAGAAAAAACCCAUAGUGAGAAAAACACAUAUUGUACACAGGGCUCUGUUUUUCAGGGUAUUUGCGGCUAUGUUUAUAUCUCCAAGAAAACUUAUCGGAAAAUUCUGGAAGACGUUUCAUUCUGAAAAACAUACUUCUUUGUAUCAUGCUAUUUCUAAUAAAAUCUUUUGAAUGUGUAGAAAAUGAGAGAAAAAUUUUAUAAAUCUAAAAAAUCCAGAUUUUCUAGGCUUCGAAGGAAAAAACUAAAAGCUUCACAUCAUUUUUUCAAGAAAGGUCUUGGAGAGCUGAAAGUGGUCUUAUUUUACAGCCCAGACUUUCCUCUACAUUAGAGUAUGUUCAGCUCAAAAGGGAAACCUUUCUGCAAAAAAGAGGGGGGGCUACCCCUAACUUGACCAGGAGAGAUUCUGUCUCCUCGACAAUAUGUUUUAACGUCUUUGAAUACGCAUCUGGUUCACGAUAAACAUGUAUGACCUUACAACAUUCAAAGUUUGAAUGAAUGACAAUACUGGAUUUAUGUUUCAAUAUUCCCGUCAGGAUUCACCGAACGAUGCUUCUGCGAACUUGUCAUGUUUUAUCGGCUUCUUUUUAGUAACUGUAAUGGCAACAAGCUGUAUCUCGGUAUGUAUCUUUUCUCGUUCGCGAGAAAGAAUAAACAAGGAGAAAAGUUUUUGUAGUCAGUUAUUUGAAGAAAUUAGUGUAACUGCGAAGAUACUUCAACAGCUCGUGUACUAUUUUUGUGACUUGAAUCUCGUUCCAACACUUCUUUUAAUACGACCUCACCUUGAAGGAAUAUAACCAGUUUCACACUACCUCCCGCCGUAAUAGAAG